Monopterus albus (swamp eel) is the source of this 1013-nucleotide messenger RNA. Its product is annotated as ceramide-1-phosphate transfer protein-like. Lineage: Eukaryota; Metazoa; Chordata; Actinopteri; Synbranchiformes; Synbranchidae. Gene Ontology annotation, cellular component: membrane; cytosol; cytoplasm. Gene Ontology annotation, biological process: intermembrane lipid transfer; ceramide transport. The transcript is spliced from 5 exons. Gene Ontology annotation, molecular function: ceramide 1-phosphate transfer activity; ceramide 1-phosphate binding. The record is from RefSeq and is a predicted model, not a curated record. The coding region runs from base 249 to 830 and encodes 193 amino acids.
UAUAGCCUCGUGACGUCACAUCCCUUCAACAAACAUGGCGGCGGUAGCUAUCUGUGGUAGUUACGGAACAGCUUCUUUUUAAAUAUAUUUUAUACGUGACUCCCAACGAAGCCGCCUAAACGCGCCAUGGCUGCUGAAAACCGGGACUUGAUUCAUGUUGGUGGAUUUUAUGGCCGAGUCGGAAAACGGAAGUGUAGCAUCUCACUCCGGGAUGUUAGCUGAGUCCUAGCACAAUCAGAAACAGAUUCAUGGAGUCUCUCGGAACAAUGGCCAGUUUCUUCUCUCAGAAGGUCAAAGAAAAGGUUGUAUUGAUACAACAGCUGUCACUCAAGCACAGCGCAGAGGCUCAUGGGAUACGUGGUCCAGCUGAACGCCCUAGACUACAAUCCCCAGUACGGAACGGGGCGUAUCGUUCAGUUCGAUCCAUGGUGGAGAUGGAGCUAAAAGCAGGCGCAGUCGACUUCUCCCAUCGCACAGAUUCGGGCUGCAGGACGCUGCUGAGGCUGCAUCGAUCUCUGCUGUGGUUGAAGCUGAUGUUGGAGGGUCUAGCUGAGGGACCGGAUGCAGACGGACAAUACAGGACACCUGGAGAGCUCAGUAGGGACGCCUACAUGGUGGCGUUGGCCCCCCACCACCCCUGGGUGCUCCGUCAGGCUGCCGAGUUCGUCUUCCUCGCUCUCCCAGACCGGCAGUACUUCCUACAGCUGGUUUGUGUUCAGAACCAACAGGAGGCUGUGCCCAUCCUGCGCAUCAUCAUCCAUGCCCUGACGCUGGUGCACACGAGAACUCAGCAAAUACUGGCUGAACAUGGCAUGCUGGAGCUGCCGUGAUCGACAGACAUCAGCACCCUGACGCUUGGAAAUGCUCUCCGCACACGCCACAAGCACACUGAGGUUCUUCCACGUGACUCCAGGCGUGUUUGAUCAGGCUGCCCUGGAUCUUGUACCACACUCCACAGACUUUACAGGACGCUUUGCUCCUCUCGACAGUAGACCUGGGCGCUCGCUUCCUGC